Molecule: messenger RNA, 1663 nt
Organism: Drosophila takahashii
Lineage: Eukaryota; Metazoa; Arthropoda; Insecta; Diptera; Drosophilidae
Gene: Eno
Product: alpha-enolase
Biological process (GO): glycolytic process
Cellular component (GO): phosphopyruvate hydratase complex
Molecular function (GO): magnesium ion binding; phosphopyruvate hydratase activity
Source: RefSeq, a predicted model, not a curated record
CUGUCGUCGCGAACGGGCAGCGAAAAAUCAGCGAGCGUUUUCUCAGCGGUUUCAGUCGCCCUCAGAAGCAAAUCAGCAGCCAGCCAGCUCUCAUCUGGAUUUAAAUUUCUGCAGUUCAGCUAUAGUACUUGUGCCAGCGACGAGAUGACCAUCAAAGCAAUCAAGGCCCGUCAGAUCUACGACUCCCGUGGCAACCCCACCGUGGAGGUCGACCUGACCACCGAUCUGGGACUCUUCCGUGCCGCCGUUCCCUCGGGCGCCUCCACCGGAGUCCACGAGGCGCUGGAGCUGCGCGACAACGACAAGGCCAACUACCAUGGCAAGUCGGUGCUGAAGGCGGUGGGUCAUGUGAAUGACACUCUGGGUCCCGAGGUGAUCAAGGCCAAUCUGGAUGUGGUCGAUCAGGCGGCCAUCGAUAACUUCAUGAUCAAGCUGGAUGGAACCGAGAACAAGAGCAAGUUCGGAGCCAAUGCCAUCCUGGGUGUUUCCCUGGCCGUUGCCAAGGCAGGAGCCGCCAAGAAGGGUGUUCCUCUCUACAAACACAUUGCCGAUUUGGCUGGCAACAAGGAGAUUAUCCUCCCUGUGCCCGCUUUCAACGUCAUCAACGGUGGCAGCCAUGCCGGCAACAAGCUGGCCAUGCAGGAGUUCAUGAUCCUGCCCACCGGUGCCACCACCUUCACCGAGGCCAUGAAAAUGGGCUCCGAGGUGUACCAUCACCUGAAGAACGUCAUCAAGGCCAAGUUCGGUCUGGAUGCCACCGCCGUGGGCGAUGAGGGUGGCUUCGCCCCCAACAUUCAGUCCAACAAGGAGGCUUUGAACCUGAUCAGCGAUGCUAUUGCCAAGGCUGGUUAUACCGGCAAGAUCGAGAUCGGCAUGGAUGUGGCCGCCUCCGAGUUCUACAAGGAUGGGCAGUACGAUCUGGACUUUAAGAACGAGAAGAGCGACAAGUCGCAGUGGCUGCCGGCCGAUAAGUUGGCCAAUCUGUACCAGGAGUUUAUUAAGGACUUCCCCAUUGUCUCCAUUGAGGAUCCCUUCGAUCAGGAUCACUGGGAGGCGUGGAGCAACCUGACUGGAUCCACCCAGAUUCAGAUUGUGGGCGAUGAUUUGACGGUGACCAAUCCCAAGCGCAUUGCCACCGCCGUGGAGAAGAAGGCCUGCAACUGUUUGCUGCUGAAGGUGAACCAAAUUGGCACCGUCACCGAGUCCAUUGCCGCCCAUCUGCUGGCCAAGAAGAACGGCUGGGGCACCAUGGUCUCCCAUCGUUCCGGCGAGACCGAGGAUUCGUUCAUCGGCGACCUGGUCGUCGGUUUGUCCACCGGACAGAUCAAGACCGGUGCUCCCUGCCGCUCGGAGCGUCUGGCCAAGUACAACCAGAUCCUGCGCAUCGAGGAGGAGAUUGGCGCUGGCGUCAAGUUCGCCGGCAAGUCCUUCAGGAAGCCCCAGUAAGCGAGAGGGCCACUUCAAAAUUCCAACCGAAAUCCUGGAUCCUGGGAGAGGGAAUGCAGAUGGAAGGAACAUUUGUGUCUGGCGCACAAAUGGGAAUCAGAUUUAAAUUACCAAAACCGUUUGCUGUCUCUAUGCUUCGUUAUUAGACAUUAUUAUUAAUGUUAAACACCUUGAUCUAAUCAUUAUUUAUAAAAAGAAAAUUUCAAAAAACACACUA